GGCCCAACCCUAAUAAUAAUUAAAAAAAAAAAGCCUUGUCGCAGUUUCUUCUUCGCUCUCCGUCGCGCUUCAUUCUCCCUCUCUCAAACUCGCCCAUUCUAUCGAUUUCGAUUUCCCAGAAAAGUUUUAACGUUUGUUGUAAUCGGAAUCAGACAAAGGCUCUGUGUCUUGAUCGCGGUGGCUUUAGAAACCCAAAUUUCAUUUGAGUACCUCAGAAUCAUCAAUCAAUCAAUCAAUUUUAUCAUCUUAUUAGAUGGGAACUCCGGAGUCAUCACGAGAGCCGUGCCCUGACCGUAUCCUCGACGACAUCGGCGGCGCCUUUGGUAUGGGAGCCGUUGGAGGAUCCGCCUUUCACUUCCUCAAGGGAACAUACAACUCACCCAAAGGCAGUCGCUUUCUCGGCGGCAAACAAGCCGUUGCCAUGAACGCUCCUCGCCUGGGAGGCAGUUUCGCUGUUUGGGGAGGUCUUUUCUCGACGUUUGAUUGCUCCAUGGUGUACCUUAGGCAGAAGGAGGAUCCGUGGAACUCGAUUAUUGCAGGUGCUGCGACUGGUGGGUUUCUGUCUAUGCGUCAGGGGCCUAACGCGGCUGUGAGGUCUGCGCUUGUUGGUGGGGUUCUGUUGGCUUUGAUUGAAGGAGCGGGGAUAGCGUUGAACAAGAUGAUGGCUGAGCCUCAGCAUAUGCAGAUGGAGGAGGGGAUGCCUGGGAUGCAGAUGGGGCAGCAGCAGCAGAUGCCGAAUCAGGGGCAACCGCCGGAGAAUACUGCUUCGUCAUGGUUUGGAGGUCUUUUUGGUAAGAAGAACGAGGAGCCGCAGCAAACGAGUAGCGGAAGUGAAACGAAGGUGUUAGAGAGUUUUGAUGCGCCUCCUGUGCCAUCAUUUGAGUACAAGUAAAGCUUGUCUGUUGGUGGGAUGCUCUUCAACAAGUCUUUUAUAUUUUGUCGUCGUCCUAUAUCCUUUUUGUUCUUGGAACAAUGAGCACUCUGUGUCGCUUGUCUCUCUUAAACUUAUAUCUGACAACUAUUGUUGGCUUUUAAAUAAUUUAGUUUUAGAUUUUUCGUAAUGAAUAAGCUUCAAUGA
Brassica oleracea var. oleracea is the source of this 1078-nucleotide messenger RNA. Its product is annotated as mitochondrial import inner membrane translocase subunit TIM17-2-like. NCBI's taxonomy places the organism in Eukaryota, Viridiplantae, Streptophyta, Magnoliopsida, Brassicales, Brassicaceae. Bases 254 to 892 code for a protein of 212 amino acids. The transcript is spliced from 2 exons. Gene Ontology annotation, biological process: protein import into mitochondrial matrix. Gene Ontology annotation, cellular component: TIM23 mitochondrial import inner membrane translocase complex; mitochondrial inner membrane. The record is from RefSeq and is a predicted model, not a curated record. Gene Ontology annotation, molecular function: transmembrane protein transporter activity.